AUGCAUGUAGUCUUUCUAAGCGCGUGCGUCUGUUUUUUGACAAUUAUCUUGUAUCAGCGCAGUAGGUCAAGAAAGCUGCAUGAUGAGCAACAAGUUUCCGAGGAAGUACUUCAACGAGGUGUCGUGCGUCUCCCCUAUGAUCUGCAUUGCCGCAUUUUGUCGCAUGUGGUUCGUUCGGUCGAUCUAACCAGUGACUUCCCGCAUCAGGGACUCUGGCGAAUACUGAGCGUAUCGCGCGACAUGUAUCACAAGAUGAUACCUGUUGCGUAUAGAGCACUGUAUUUACGUUCACCUGUAUCAGUCAAUCGAUUACGAUACACACUUGUUGUACAAUGCCCUUCUUACGCUACCUACGUGCAGCACAUUUCAAUAUGUCAUUGUGAAGACCUAGCACCUCUUGCUCUGGAGCAGCUGCUGCUGAGCACGACCCGUGUCAGCUCGAUGCACUUGGAUGUUGCUUCAGCCAAAGCAAUGUGCAUGACGCAAGCUGGGCGUCUAAGCAAAGGGGCCAAGCCAGUAAUUCUAUCUUGGGAUUUUACCACUGGUGCGCUUUUUUUCGAACUCGACCUUCUUUUCAGCUUUGACAUGUGGCAGCGUGUGGAAUCACUUUAUGUACGCGGUGAUCCUCGGCUGGCACAAGUCCUAAGCCACGGAUUAUGGCCGAAGCUGCGCCAGGUUCGCUGGUUCGUGCCGCUCACAAUGAUGAAAGACAUAUCUACUGUCGUCAUGGCGCAGGCGAUGCAGAAGUGGUCGAAUCGAGGCAUUUCCUUGGUAUGGGAUAACUCUGCUACAUGA
Malassezia restricta is the source of this 795-nucleotide messenger RNA. RefSeq lists its product as uncharacterized. NCBI's taxonomy places the organism in Eukaryota, Fungi, Basidiomycota, Malasseziomycetes, Malasseziales, Malasseziaceae. The coding region runs from base 1 to 795 and encodes 264 amino acids. The transcript has a single exon. The record is from RefSeq and is a predicted model, not a curated record.